Molecule: messenger RNA, 890 nt
Organism: Pantherophis guttatus
Lineage: Eukaryota; Metazoa; Chordata; Lepidosauria; Squamata; Colubridae
Gene: NDUFV2
Product: NADH:ubiquinone oxidoreductase core subunit V2
Biological process (GO): mitochondrial electron transport, NADH to ubiquinone
Cellular component (GO): respiratory chain complex I
Molecular function (GO): NADH dehydrogenase activity
Source: RefSeq, a predicted model, not a curated record
UGCGCAUGCGCUGCCGAGAGCGCCCAGGGUACUGAGUGUCUGUGACUCUUGAGGGCGGGCGAGCCGGGUUGAGGUGGAGGCGGUUGCUGCCAUGUUGUUCUCUGUUCGUUUUCGGACUGCCUUUCCACGCCUGGUGACAAAUAUUCGUUGCCUUUAUACAUCAGCAGAACGCAGAAGUAGUGGUGGAACUUUGUUUGUGCACAGAGAUACUCCUGAAAACAACCCAAAUACCCCAUUUGAUUUCACUCCUGAAAACUAUAAGAGGAUAGAUGGAAUAGUAAAUAACUACCCAGAAGGACAUAAAUCUUCGGCAGUAAUCCCAGUCCUGGAUUUGGCUCAAAGACAACAUGGAUGGCUACCUAUAUCAGCUAUGAAUAAGAUUGCUGAGAUUCUACAAAUGCCUCCUAUGAGAGUUUAUGAAGUAGCAACAUUUUAUACAAUGUUUAAUCGUAAGCCUGUUGGGAAAUAUCAUAUUCAAAUCUGCACUACCACACCUUGCAUGCUUCAAGAUUCAGAUAGUAUAUUAGAAGCCAUUCUGAAGAAGCUUGGUAUAAAAGUAGGGGAAACUACGUCUGAUAAACUUUUCACUGUAACUGAAGUUGAAUGUUUGGGAGCUUGCGUAAAUGCACCAAUGGUACAAAUAAAUGACAACUAUUAUGAAGAUCUGACAACAAAAGACAUUGAAAACAUAAUUGAUGAACUGAAAGCUGGAAAUAUUCCAAAACCUGGACCAAGAAGUGGACGUUUCUCUUGUGAACCAUCUGGUGGUCUGACUUCUCUGACACAACCACCCAAGGGACCUGGUUUUGGAGUUCGGUCAGAUCUUUAAAACUAUUGCUCUAAGUGUAAAAAUAUUGAAAAAAUAAAUUCUAAAAUAUGGACGAUGGAAA